CAAAUUUGUUAGACGGAUUGAGAUGGGAGAGCUGCACCCCCUACUUCGUCGCCAUGGUCUAGAAGCUUCAAAGUCAUGAGUUCAUAUGACCUUAUAGGUUACCAGCCUUCCCCAACCCAUAAAUUUAACCCAGACGGAGUCCGAUCUCUCCUCUCUCUCUCUCUCUAACUUCUCCCUUCUUCAUCCCGUCUGCUUUGUACUUCAAUUCCUGGCACGAAAACCUUCUUCUUUCUGGAUUUGUUCAAAGUGAUUUGCUUUUGGUUUCAGACUUCGAUUCAGAUUCUUCGGUUAAUAUCCCAGAAAAGAUAGUGUUAUAUAUAUAUAUAUAUAUAUAUAUAUUUCAAAGUCCCGGAGUUUUCCUGGAUUUCGAAGCCUACAAUCUAACUUGGUAUUGGUCAGAUUUCUUCCCAUAAGUUUGGUUGGACUUUUUCUUCUCGAUCAACUCUCUGAAGCCAUAACAGUAGCAUUGAUCAUAUUUUCUUGUAAAUAUUUUUGUUUGUUAGAAUGAAGGUACUAAAUCAAAACCCUUUAAACUUCUUCUCAAAGCUCUUCAAUUUCCAGCUCAACCUUCUCAAUCUCCUCUUCUACUUCCUCCUCUUCGGCGGCGGUCUGACCCUCGGAAUGGUGCUCAGCUUCUACAUGAAAGACUUUUCCUUCAGUCUGCAAUUAGCACAAUUCUCCUUCUCGACCUCAACAUCUGCAUCCAAUCCGCACAACCUAAUGCCGAACGUAAAAGCAGUCCAACCGAACGAGAGUUUUCGUCCUCCUCGUAUAGGAUUGAAGGAGUAUCUAAAGCCGCCGGAGGUUUUCCACGACAUGGACGAUGUGGAGUUGCUGUGGAGAGCUUCGAUGAGUCCUCGGAUUUCCGAGUAUCCGUUUCCCCGUGUUCCCAAGGUUGCUUUCUUGUUCUUGGUAAAGGGUCCUGUUCUUUUGGCCCCGUUGUGGGAGAAGUUCUUCAAGGGACAUCAAGGAUUGUACUCGAUUUACGUGCACUCGAAUCCAUCUUACAAUGGAUCGCACCCGGAAACUCCAGUUUUUCAUGGCAGAAGAAUUCCUAGCCAGGAAGUAGAAUGGGGAAAUGUGAACAUGAUUGAGGCCGAGCGCCGCCUGUUGGCGAAUGCUCUUCUCGACAUCUCAAACGAACGGUUCGUUCUGCUCUCAGAGUCAUGCAUUCCCCUCCACAACUUCUCCGCUGUCUACAAUUACGUCAUCCGCUCCAACGAAACUUUUGUGCAAGUCUAUGAUGAUCCAAGCUCGGUCGGGCGUGGCAGGUACAGUUUUAAUAUGUAUCCACAAGUCUGGUUGAAUCAAUGGCGAAAAGGGUCGCAAUGGUUUGAAAUGGACAGAAGCCUUGCCAUUGAAGUUGUCUCGGAUAGAAAAUACUUCCCGGUGUUCCAAAGUUACUGCAAGGGAUCAUGCUACGCAGACGAGCAUUACUUACCAACAUUUGUGAACAUGAAAUUUGGGAAGAAGAAUUCGAAUAGGAGUUUGACCUGGGUUGACUGGUCGAGGGGCGGCCCACACCCUGCCAAGUUUACUAGAACAGAUGUGACGGUUGAUGUUUUGAAUAGUUUGAGGAAUGGGACUUCUUGUAUAUACAAUGGAAGAGUAUCCAACGUUUGUUACUUGUUUGCUAGAAAGUUUGGGCCUGAAACGCUGGAGAGACUAUUGAAGUUUGCGCCGAAGCUCAUGGGAUUCAACAGAUAGAAUGAUUUGACAUACGAAUAUUUGAAACUAUUUUCAUCUAUGAUGACUAAGAUCAUAGUUGUUGUCAAAUUUAUAUUCAUUAUUAGAUUGAUUUAGUGUAGAGUAGAAAAUAAAAAUGGUCCUGUUUCUGUUUAUAAUCCAAAUCACUUCAUUCUUACA
Pyrus x bretschneideri (Chinese white pear) is the source of this 1866-nucleotide messenger RNA. RefSeq names its product glycosyltransferase BC10-like. Gene Ontology annotation, cellular component: membrane. Gene Ontology annotation, molecular function: glycosyltransferase activity. Lineage: Eukaryota; Viridiplantae; Streptophyta; Magnoliopsida; Rosales; Rosaceae. The transcript has 2 exons. The record is from RefSeq and is a predicted model, not a curated record. The coding region runs from base 505 to 1707 and encodes 400 amino acids.